Molecule: messenger RNA, 1302 nt
Organism: Larimichthys crocea (large yellow croaker)
Lineage: Eukaryota; Metazoa; Chordata; Actinopteri; Sciaenidae
Product: apolipoprotein Eb
Exons: 6
Coding region: 69-1172 (367 amino acids)
Biological process (GO): lipoprotein metabolic process; phospholipid efflux; acylglycerol homeostasis
Cellular component (GO): extracellular vesicle; very-low-density lipoprotein particle; high-density lipoprotein particle
Molecular function (GO): phospholipid binding; phosphatidylcholine-sterol O-acyltransferase activator activity; cholesterol transfer activity
Source: RefSeq, a predicted model, not a curated record
ACUGAGCACAACACACUCUGCAAUCAACAGCUCACUGACUGGACAAGCUCAUCCACACAGCUGCAGUCAUGAAGGUCCUCGUAGUGCUCGUCCUCGCUGUUUUCACAGCUGGUUGCGAUGCCAACGUUGUGCGGCAAAACCGACCCAAGCAGCAGCUCGACAUGGUGAAAGAUGCUUUCUGGGACUACGUUUCCAAGGCAACCACGACCGCUGAGGACUCCCUGAAGCAGAUCAGACAGUCUCAGCUGGGAAAGGAAGUGAACACCCUCAUCUCUGAGAGCACCGACGCCGUCAACAAGCUCACCGACGCUCUGCGCACUCAGGUGGCUCCUCUGACCAAAGACCUUAUGGUGAAGUUCACCCAGGAGGCCGAGCAGCUGAAGACCCGUCUGGAGAAAGAUCUGACCGCAAUGGGAACCCAGCUGCAGCCCUACGCCGAGGAGGUGGUAGCUGACCUGCAGAAGCAGGUGGAGCAGCUGAAGAAGGACGCUACCCCUUAUGCUAACACCAUGGACCCCGAGGCCCUGAAGACCGUCCUGCUGCAGAAGAGCCAGGAGCUGAAGGGGCAGCUGGAUAAGAGUGUGUCCAGGCUGCAGACCCAGAUGGUUCCCUACGCCGAGGAGAUAAAGGAGAAGAUGGAGCAGAGCCUGGAGGAGUUUCAGAGGAGCAUGACCCCUCUGGCUCAGAGCUUCGAGACCCAGCUGACCCAGAAAACCCAGGAGAUCCAGCAGAGCCUGGCUCCAUACGGAGAGGAGCUGAGGGAGAAGCUGAACAAGUACAACGAGGAGCUGCGGACCAUGAUGCAGCAGAACGCUGAUGACGUCAGGGCCAGGGUCUCCGCCUACACCCACAAGCUGAAGAAACGCCUCAACAAGGACACUCAGGAGAUCAAGAGACAUGUUUCUGGAUACUUUGAGGAACUUAGGUCCCGUACCUCCGACAACAUAGAGGACGUGAGGACACGUCUGGACCCUUACUUCGCUCAGGUGCGUGACAACGCCCAGGCAAAGAUCAGCACCCUGAACGAUCUGCUGAAGACUCAGAUGGAGAACGUGAAGACACAGAUUGAGGCCACAGGUGAAGACCUGCGAUCUGCUGUGGAGGAGAAGAUGGAGGAGGUGAAGACCUGGUUUCAACCUCUUGUCUCCAUGGUCAGCUCUCACACUCUGUAAUCAAACAGUCUGGACUAUCACCACCACCUUAAAGGAUUCAUAAUAUUCUUUAUCACAGGCAUCCACCACAGUCUAAAUGUGUCUCUGUCACUGAAGACUCAAUAAAAUCAAACUGAUCACAUGUGGAAAA